UUAAAUUUAUUGGUUGAAUUGCUUCAAACAAAAUUUUUAUUUUCAUGCCCUCACCAACUCAUUGGUGACUGGAGUUACAUCUAAGGACAACAACUAUUUUCUCUUUAUGGUUUUAGCGUUUCGCAAUAUCACAUUUUAUGCCGUCACAGUUAUAGCCCCCGAUGAAAAUCCUAAUACUGAUGGAAUCCACAUAGGAAGAUCAAAUGGUGUUACAAUUACUAAUAGUAACAUUGGUAAUGGAGAUGAUUGCAUAUCAUUGGGUGAUGGUAGCCAAAAAGUAACUGUCGAAAAUGUGAAUUAUGGACCUGGACAUCGUAUUAGUGUUGGAAGCCUUGGAAAGUUAACAACUGAAGAAAAUGUAGCAGAUUUAAUAGUUAAGAAUUGUACUCUAACAAAAACUGAAAAUGGUGUGAGGAUUAAGACUUGGCCUGAUGGACAAGGAAAAAUUACUAUUACUGAUAUGCAUUUUGAAGAUAUUACCAUGGUUGAUGUUAUGAACCCUAUCAUCAUUGACCAAGAGUAUUGUCCAUGGAACAAGUGUUCCAAAAAGAAUCCAUCACAAAUAAAGAUAAGCAAAGUUACAUUCAAGAAUAUUAAGGGCACAUCUGGAACAAUAGAAGGAGUGACUAUUAUUUGCAGUAGUGGUGUACCGUGUGAAGGUGUGCAGAUUCAGCUUUAG
Lathyrus oleraceus (garden pea) is the source of this 679-nucleotide messenger RNA. RefSeq names its product polygalacturonase. Gene Ontology annotation, molecular function: polygalacturonase activity. The transcript is spliced from 2 exons. Gene Ontology annotation, biological process: carbohydrate metabolic process. The coding region runs from base 107 to 679 and encodes 190 amino acids. The record is from RefSeq and is a predicted model, not a curated record. Lineage: Eukaryota; Viridiplantae; Streptophyta; Magnoliopsida; Fabales; Fabaceae.